AUGUUAGCUUCAGGGAACAGCAAAAACCUGAAGAGUGUUACCGGAAUAAUGGAACAAGAACAACAUGAGAGAAAUCGAGGCGUUGUGAAAGAGGACUUGAUCAGUGAGUUGCCUGAAGAGUUGCUUCUACAUAUAUUGUCGUCUCUUCCAACAAAAAGAGUGAUAGCCACGAGUGUUUUGUCUAAACGAUGGAGGUCUCUUUGGAAGAUGGUACCCAAACUUGAGUUUAACUCUAACUUUCAUUAUACACAUCAAUUUUCGGAGAAUGUUGGCAGGACUCUGUUUUCACACAAAGCUCCGGUUUUGGAGAGUUUUCAUCUCAAAGUUAGUGGUAGAUAUAGCCAAAGCCGUGCAUGUGAUGAAAUAGAUAUUGGAGUAUGGACUGAAAUCGCAUUUGAACGUCAUGUGCGUGAGUUGGUGCUCGAGCUUUGUUCAGAAAGGUGUGUUAGAUUUCCAAUUAGCAUGUUUAGCUUUAGUACUACACUUGAGACCUUGAUUCUCAAGUAUUCGGUUCUUGUGGAUGUUCCUUCUCCAGUUUGUAUGAAGUCCCUCAGAACUCUGCACCUUGAGUCUGUGGAUUUCAAAGACAGUGAAUCUAUUCGUAACCUUAUAUCUGGCUGUCCUAAUCUUGAAGAAUUGGUCAUUUAUCAAUGUUACCGUAAGGACGUUGUACUGACAUUCACUAUAGUGGCACCAUUCUUGAAGAGGCUAGUGAUUACAGAUUACUUUGUUGGAUCAGAGAACGGAGGCUAUGUGAUAAAUGCUCCUUCUUUGAAAUACUUGACACUUAAAGGGGUUAGUCAUUACGGGUGUUGUUUGAUUGAGAAUGUGCCAAUGUUAGUUGAGGCAAAAAUUAGAGAAGUUUCUUAUAUAGCCAAUGAGAAUAUUGUGGGAUCUCUCACUUCAGUCAAACGUCUUUUCUUGGACGUAUCACCCUUGGAGAUUAAGUUUCCGACUGAUAGUAUCUUCUAUCAGCUAGUCCAUCUAAAGAUGCAUACACGUAGAGAGGAAUGGUGGAAUCUACUUAUGCUCAUGCUUAAUAGCUCACCUAAACUACAAUUCCUUAAGCUCACUGAUGAAAAACGCAAGUUUAGAAAACGUGGUUUGGUCGGCCGGAAAUGGAUUGAACCAAAGAAUGUUCCUGAAUGUUUGUUGCCUCACCUAAAGAUGUUUGUGUGGACAAGAUACCGUUGGGAAAGUGAACUAGAGAAAGAAGUGGCUACAUACAUUCUAAAAAAUGCAAGACAAUUGAAGAAUGCAAGUUUCUCAAGAAGACCUAUUCAUUCCAAAGAGCACCACAAGUUGGAAGAGAGAUGUAAGAUGGUCAAGGAGUUAGAUGGUGUUGUUAGGGCUUCAAGUUCAUGCCACCUUGUCUUCGUCGUAGAUAGCGUAGAAUGA
Molecule: messenger RNA, 1398 nt
Organism: Camelina sativa (false flax)
Lineage: Eukaryota; Viridiplantae; Streptophyta; Magnoliopsida; Brassicales; Brassicaceae
Product: F-box/FBD/LRR-repeat protein At3g52680-like
Molecular function (GO): protein binding
Source: RefSeq, a predicted model, not a curated record